Messenger RNA from Porites evermanni, 8432 nucleotides. The record is from the annotation of a GenBank genome assembly. Lineage: Eukaryota; Metazoa; Cnidaria; Anthozoa; Scleractinia; Poritidae.
AUGAGCGAUGAUGCAGAAAACAUGGCUUCCUCGAUGACUCCGUUAAAAUGGGAAGGUUGGUGUUUUUUCCUGUUUUAUUCCAUAUUCCUCUUUACCUAUGAGAUCCGUUAAGUUAUUCCUACGAUAUAAGCGUCUGUCUUCAAUUUCUGGUUUAUUUCUGUCAUGUUUAGAAUUGAGGAAGAAAGCAAGACAACUUGAAAAUGAGAUUGAUCUAAAACUGGUGUCCUUUAGCAAAUUGGGGACGUCCUACAGCCAUCAUAAUGGCUUCAGAGAAAGGUGCUUGUAAGGUUGCUAUUAAUUGAGUUGCGUGUUUCAUUAGUUGUUUCUCCAAGCGUUUAUGUUAAUAAAUUGCAGUUCCGAUACGUCGCCGCUACUUAACAGUUCUUCAAGUGAACGACUUUUCGAUACCAUGGGACUAGAAAUUGAGCAACUUUUAUCCAAGGUCAGUACUGAUCGAAAUUUUAUUUUCUUCAGGAAACGAUUUAUUGGCCAUUCGCAGAUCUCUCGCUUAAUAUUUAUUUAGAAUAACAUUACCUUACAUUUGCAUAUAAAAAGUUAAAAUCAGGGUUUUCAACAGUUUUUGAAGUAGGAGUUGCGUUUAUUUGAGUAGGAGUUGCAAGGCCCGGAGGGCCCUGCUCUCUAGGGGGGUCUGGUGGCAUGCCCCCCCCCCCAGGAAAUUUUGAAUUUCUAGACUCUUGGAGACGCAUUUUCCCGCAUUUUGAGACGCAGAACUAGCAAAUUUUAGAUAUCGAAAAUACUGAUAAAUUUUGAUGCUUUUAGUAACUUUAACCACAAUAUUAGGGUACGCUUUAACCACAAUCAGGGUUUUUGUGUGGCAUAUUGUUGUAAGUUGAUAAAGGCUUUAGUAUGUUAGUCAUUGUAUAGGAAUUUAUUGUACCUGAUGAUUUUUUUUUUACCGUGUAUAAAUAAUGAUUAAAGAUUAGAUUAAAGAUUAAAGAUUAGUUCAUAAUUUGGGUUGAAAAAAGUAAAAGUGAUUAAGAAACAGCGAAGGUAAUUGAAUUUUCAAUAACCAACAAAAGCUACUUGUGUACACUUUGUUAAUGUAGACCCAUGCAUGUACUUGGAUAGCUGUUUGUCCAGUCUAGACAGAAGCAUUUUUUCUGGGCCUUCUCUUGAUGCCUGGAAAAGGCUCAAAAACAUACUAAAGCUAUACACGAACUGUUUUAAACUCAAACAAAAUUUACAAUUUUGAAUAUCCUUAUUAUUUAUCGAUCACAAACACCGUUCAGUCCUACUUCAUCAUUCAAUUGAAGUGAAAUAUGCAGAAAUAUGGUAGUAUCUACAAGUCGAAACAUGGAGAUUCUUUGUCUUCUGAGAAAAAGACUUUUAGUCCUCACUAUCAUCGUCAUCAUCCUCCCAUCCACUGUCAUGUGCUUCACUGUCGUCCGAUUCGCCAUGCUCUUCAUCUAGGCAGAAGACUUUUGCUACCACUUCUUCUUGUUCUUUCUCCUCAAUUUGAACUAUUUCCUCUUCCGUUUGCGUACCGGCAUCUGCUUGGGUAAUCUUCGGGAAAACAUUACAUUAUUACCUGCAGCAUCCUUUUUCUUUUUCUUGUUUGUCACUGUCAGCGACCACAUCUCCCGUAAACCACGCUGUCGCUUUUCUGCCAUUUUACCGUGUUCUUGGAGACGAAAUGUGGCGUUUUAUAUAGAGUGGCUUCAGAAACCGCUAACUACAAUGUUCCCUGUAACUGAGACCCAGUCUUCGACUCGUCCUCAACGUGUCACUCAACGUAUUACGCAGAGAACGUAUUUUAGAAGCAGACUCAAGCGAUGUUUUGGUGAAAUUCUCCAGAAAAAUUUCAAGUUUGCUUGUUCGCAACAGCUUUGUGAACACUUACCACUUUUUAUCAAAAGUUUUAUUUAUCAUAUAAUUUACCUAAGGGAAAGUAGGCGUUGCAAAUCAAAAAGUUGCCGUCGGAUGCGACGGCCGACGGCUUAUUUUGAAAACACUGAAAAUGUACAAUUUAUUCAGAUGUAGUAAUAUAUUAGGCUCGGAGAUGACGACGUUGCUUAUUGUUGACACUGUCAGGCACAAUUCGGUUCCCCGGCAUUGCCAUUUGGGAGCAACGCACGUGAACGUGAAAAGACUUGUCCUUUUUCGUUUGGUGCACAAUAUGUUACAUUCUUACCAUGGCUUUUAAGAUUAACAGCUAUUUUGAAGAUAGUGAAGAGGUCUGUCUUUCCCUUUUAAGUUUUAUGAUGAUGUACUUUCCUUUGAUCCUCCCUAUGCUCACUUAUUUUUUGUAAGAUACCUGUGAAAUAGCUGUAAGAUUACUGUCAGCUCUUUUUACCUUGUCAUUCAACUGUCACAGGUAAAAUUUGAUUUCAGGUUAUAUUUUUUUAACACAGGUUGAUUCUCAAUUUCCCUUGUCUUCUAGAGCUAGGAGACAAAUUGAGAAUCAACCUAGGCUAAAUCAAAAUCAAACUGAAAUCAAAUUUGGCCUGUAGCACAACCAUUGCUAUGCUUUAUGCUUCACUUAAAACGUGUAAUGAAUUGAUGGAUGGCCUUUAGGCCUGGUUUCCAUAUGAUGGCUACGAUUGUUACGAUAGCUGUGAUCGGUGAAAAAAUAAGUUCAUUGAAGCGAUCAUGUGGAAACCACUUUCAAGUGACCGUAGCGUUUGCAGUGAUCAUGGUGAUGAUGAUCUCUGAGAUAGAAAAAGUUCUAUCGUUUUCGCUGCAAUCACUACAAUUGCUGGAGAUUGUGUUUCAAUUUGAUCCCUAUAAUCGCUGAGCUUUUUUCUCAGCGAUUGUCAGGAUCACAGUGAUUGUAGGGAUUGUAGCGUUUAUAUGGAAACUAGGCUUUACUUUAACACAAAAUUAAGGAAUUUUCUGCUAUCUAGACAAAAUGAAAAUGGACGCUCAUUGUAGGACCAUCUUGUCCCAAUUUUGUAAAUGGUUAGAUAGGAAAAGAAAGCAGCCAAGACCAAAAAAAAGGUUUUUGAAGAUUGUCAAUAUUUCCUCUCUGUCCAUGUCUCCCACUGCACAAACACAUCUAGACUGUCCCUAGACAUUACUUAGCAAGUCAAAGGAAAUAUUGGUAUUCUCCUAAAGGACAAGUUCUCCAAUGGAAGUAUGAAUAUAAAUCAGAAUUUUACAGGGAAGGAAAGGUUUUAGAAACAAAAAUCUUCCAAUAGGAGGUUUAGAGGAGUACAACACCACCUUGGCUUAGAGAACUGGGUAUACACAAAUUUACAGUGAUAGCUCUCUUAACAGACCCUCCCGCAAGUGGACAGCUUUACUUACAGCCACCUUCUCCAUACCCCUUUUCAACUCAUACAAACUCUGUAUUUUUUACAUUCCCAUUAGCUGCUGUGGACACUGUCAGUUACAUGUACGAAUUAGAUUUGUAGCUGUGUAUUUAAGCAUCCAUAAGCGGACUCCUAAAAUGAAAUCUCAUUCACCUCUGAUUCUUAGAGUGUUUUUUUUUUUCACAUCUAUGUCUUGUUACACUUCAAAACACCACUUGAAUGUUAUACUUGUGACUGAAUAUUUACAACAUUAUCAGAACAACGGUAUAGUCAAACACUAACAAUUUUUUUUUUGCAUUUUUAAUGUUUAUUUGUAGCUGGGUAAGCUCCUGUAAGUGACCAUUUAACCCUUACAUCUCUAUUGGCCACUUAGGCCAAUAGAGAUAGAAUUGGCCAUUUCGUAAGAGGCCAGCAUUAGUUAUGGACAUUUUUUUGCGCCCCGGGAGUGUCCACUUAGGAGAAGUUCCACUGUAUUUAUAAGUAAGCUUAAUUAAAUAAUUAUGCAUCUUUAUAAUUUGUACAUACAUCAAAAGUUAUUUAUUAAUAGAAAAGUUCUAAAGAUGGUUUGGUGUGUCUCUUGUAAUAUGUUAUGUACAAUGUUUCUUGUUUGCUUUUUUUGUAGUUGACAGAAGUAAAUGAUGCAAUGGCUGAAUACACUGCGGGGUUCAGUUUAGGUCAACCUAAUGGUACUCAGCUUCAUAUGCUUCAAAGACACAGGGACAUACUUCAGGGUUACUCACAUGAGUUCUCAAAGACAAAGGUGGCAUAUUGGUUGUUAAAAUUUUGGCUAAUGCUCAACUUUAUACUUUAAAGCAGAGCACUAGUGGAAAUUUUAACACAACCAUCACAGAACAAACUCUAGCGCUGCUUAAAUACAGUACUGCUUUGUUUUCCAAGACAUAGGUUUUAAAUGUGUGGUUGUUCCUUGAAUGAGUAUACAAUGGUGGAGGACUCGGACCAAUUAAAAAAGCAUGUUUUGUAAGCCUACACAGUCUGUACAAUGUACAGGAAGCAUGUUUACAUUGAAACUCUUAACUUCUUGCCACUAUAAUUAUUGAGCAAUGAGGUCAACUGAACAUGUGUUGCCACCUUAUGCUGUGGCUAAAGUAAAAUUUUUUGACUUGUGGAAAUCGAUCUAAGAAGAAGAUUAAUUUGUGAUCUUGAUCUCAAUCGUGGUCUAUCAAGGAUUCAGACCUGAACUUACGUGGUGUUAGGCUAAGGUUUUAAAAGUUAAAUGUUAUUAAUUUCAUAAUUUUUCUACAUACCAGCAGGAUUUUAGUAGGAUUUGAUAAUUUUUUAGAAGGUGGGGAUGUGGGGGAAAUCCCUUGCCCCCAGACCUUAGCAACAAACCUGAAUUUAUACAAAAAUCUUUUCAAAACAUAUGGUUAUCUUGGUUCUAGGCAAAUAUCCAAGCAUUCAGAGAUAGAGAAGACCUUCUAGGAUCUGUUCAUAGAGAUAUAAAGUAAGCAAGUUUUUUAAGCUUCUUGUUAUUCAUGAAAUGUUAUUCAGUAGGAAAUCCCAAUUACCAUGCGAGCGGAGGUUUCUGUCUUGCAUUUCUUUUAGUGUUUAUAAAGUUCUUUGUGUUGCUAGUCAGUUGCGUAGUUGGUUUGUUAUAUACACCUUGCAUGUGACUGACAAGCGAUGCAAAGGACUUCAUAAACACUAAAAGCCAUGCAAGAGAAACCUCUGCUCACAGGGUAAUGCCAAGGGAAAAAAACAAAACUUUUGGUGUAAUUAUUUUAGUUGUGAGGCACAGUAUUGUGUACUAAAAUAAAUUAAUGCUGUGUUAGAGUUUGCAGACAUCAUCUUACACCUUUUUCUAACUUUAGUGCAUAUAAGACUGGGAUGAACAGAAGAACAGAUCUUUAUCUCAAGGAAAAUGAACAUAUAAGAAAGUGAGUUUUGUUGUACAUUAAAGAAGCCUUGACUGUGCUCUGUUCUGUUGUAAAGCACGCAGGAAAGAAAGAAGUGUAGGGGGAAACAGGAGACAUACAUGUAGUCGAGUGUUUCUCCCAACUCCUUUAGUGCUUCAGCUGCUUCCUAAGGGGCUUAUUCUCUCAUAAAGCAUGCUUUUUCAACCAAUCAGAGUACACAUUAUAUCUGAACUUUAUUAUAAGUAGAACUAAAGAAUACAUGGAGUAACAGUUGCAGUAGAGUGUAAGAGAAUAAGAUGUAGGAUCAUCUCGCUAAUCAUCAGACUGAAACACUUCAGUCCUGGUGGAGAUUAACUAGAAAGAAUUGGUUUCAUAAUCAUAAUUGUCUGGAUAUAUGUAGUAUCCAUCGCCUCACUUGUUCCAAUUAUUUUGUUAGUGAUGACUGGAAUGAUUGAGACGAUUUGGGUGAUUAGCUGGGGAUUUCAUGUACAUGGAAACCAGGCUAAAAUGAGCGACUCACCCCUAAAGGUGGUCAUGUUAAUGCUGUGGUUUGAUUUUACGGACACCAGUUAAUAUGGACCACAGACACUUUGCUGUACUGAGUCACAUACUCUCAUAUAUUGUCAACCUCGCUUUACGGGCACUGAUUAUCUACCCACGUUCUGUGACGGAAUAUCUUACCAGUUAAAACAUAGCAGAAAUAGUGAUUGACCUUUCAAACGUUCUGUAUGAAAUUCAGUCCACCUGGCUGGCAAACUAAAAGCCUUAGUACAAAGUCAUGGAUACUAUUGUUGUAUUUCAAGACAAAUGCUUGAAAUGUAGUUUUAGUCUGAGAAUAUGAUAAAACUAAUGAUUUAAUGACUGGAGGGUUUUUUAAGAUGAACUUGUUUAAGUUACAGAUAAGAAAUUAAGACAUGUGUCCAUGGCAUUUGGAUAAUACAUUACUGACCCUGUGGCUUGUCUUCUUGGUGUCUGUAUUAUUUAACUGGGUUCUACUGUAUUAUUUUCCAUUGUUUCAUACUAAUUUUCAAACAUUACCAUACCCCAAAACAGGGGGUAAUAGAAUUUAACCCAAAGGUAAAAUUGAACCACAACAUUGAUAAAAGAUUACCUCUGUCAAACUGAAAGUUAUAGCACUCUAUAAAAAUUUUCAUGGCCUGUCCUUCUAACUCAUUUCUAUCCCAUUUAGCUCUGAUCGGCUGGCAGAUGAUGUAAUUGGGUAAGUUUGCAUUGAUGUUCAGUGGUGUUAUUUAUGUGGAUUUGUAAGCAGUCAGAUUAGAACUCUGCUACAUCAUGUAUUACACACAUACAUACAUACACGUUAUUACGACUCCUCUAUGCGGGGCUAUUCUGCCGAAAUAAACAAAGAUAAAAAUAUAUACAAUAAAUGUUUACAUGGGUUAUACAGUUACGGAAAAUGUAAUUCGAUUUAGUCGAUUGAUUUAAGAAGUGUUUCCAAGAAAGUGGGCAGAGGCUUUCCUUUUAAAACUUGAAAUAUUGUUAAUACUCCAAAUGAAAAGUAAAAUAAAAAAUAUGUACUGUACAAAUGAGGCCCUAAACUGCCUCUUUUCCACAAUUCAAACAAAUGAGGCCGUUGAUCUGUUAGUUCCUGCUCACAAUUCUUCUUGUUUAAUCAUGUUUCUUUAGUGAAAUUCAGCAAGGUUGUUCUUGUAAGAGCUUGAACAAAAUUUUUGUUUUUUAAUCAUGCUUUUUUAGUGAGCUUGAGCAAAGUCAUUUUCGAGUGACCUAUGUCAAAAGGAAGUGGGUAGACUUUUUGCAUUGUUGGGCAGUUGUCUCGCCCAAACGUUCGCGCAAAUCGUUUCUUUAAGAGUAAAGAAACGUAGCAAUAAAGAGGUUAAGCAUCACGUUUACGUCAAACACGAAUUUUUGUACCACGUGACCAAGUUUCCUCUUUAUCUGCCGUUUACUGUUUAUUAUUUCUACACCCAAAUUAGUAGUUUCACGCAUUUUUUCAUCAAUAAGAAUUGUUUUGAGCCGUUUUUAUCUGGUCAUUUUCUAUUUUGAGAAAUUCUCAACUCAAACCUGAUGAAGCUUAAACUCUCUAAGACAAAUGUGGUAGUGCUAAAGCAUAUUAUGAGAAGGAAAAAUGGCUCACUUCCGAAUAAUGUGCAACGCUCAAAAGCUCCCUAUAACAAUGUGCAUACAUAACUGCACGCUUUAGAGCUUUAUCGGCGAGAAAAAUAGGAUAGGCAAGCGCCAAUGGUACAUAAUCAUCAACAUUCUAAGAGCCAAAUCUGGAAAAUUUCUUAAAUUUGACCACUUGGAGGUGUGAGAGUUACAUCUUUUCUUUUUCAACUGUAGAGUUGCACUGGCCACUAAAGAAAAUCUUCAAAGUCAGCGAGGUGUCCUGUAUGGUGUGAGCAGUCGACUUGGUUCAGUGACUAGUAUCCUUUUUGAUAAUCAGCGUGUGUAAAUCUGAAGCUAGAAACUCCUCUACUGGAUAUGCUUUGUGAGAAAUGAGCAGGUCAUCUUUAAUUAGCAGAUUGAGACAAUAGGAAUGCUUACAUUAGCAAAAAUCCAUCUAUAGUGCUCAGUAAUUUUAUGAUCAGCAUACUCACGUGUUCCUUGGGGGCAGUGCUAAAUCCAAAUUGAUUUUGUGGCGUGUUGUGUAAAAUUUAUGGAAUUAAAUUGCUAUAUUUUUAUUAUUUUCAUGGUUCCUUAAUGCACUUUAUAGAUCGUUUCCCGGCACUUAAUAGUUUGAUUCAACGCAUAAACGUCAGAAAGCGUCGGGACUCAAUCAUCUUAGCCAGUGUGAUUUCUAUCUGCUUGAUACUGAUGCUCAUAUAUGCUCUUGGAUAGAAACAGCGAUUUCAAGUAAAUCCUAAACCACUGAUUCCUUGUUGGGAUAGUUGAAGACGCCAUGUUGUUGACCAAUAACUAUACUGACAAUAAACAGAUCUGCUGUAUGGAGGUUGUGCUCGGUCUGAAUUUACACCUGACCUCAGUGACGGCGAUUUGAACAACAGGGCGAUUGUUUCUUCUGGCAGAAAUGUGGAGAUAGAAAUACACCGAGUGACUUUGCAUCGAGUGUGUCAUACGUACUGUGGCGCUUGCUUAUUUAUUAUUAUGCAAACAAAAUAUUUUAAUAAGUAGAAUUGUGAUUUCACGACACAAAACGUUUCUCGCAAAUGCUACUAUUUCAUAAUUGUACCUUUUGGCUGUGGCGAUUUUUCCCCCAGAGAAAAAUAUGUAAAGGAACAUCCCAUGCUGUCUAGAUUUCGAAUCGGCGGGCCUUUGACUAGCUAUUUUCUGUCAAUCUGCUGUU